Exophiala bonariae is the source of this 1032-nucleotide messenger RNA. RefSeq lists its product as uncharacterized. The transcript has 3 exons. Gene Ontology annotation, molecular function: FAD binding; D-amino-acid oxidase activity. Gene Ontology annotation, biological process: D-amino acid catabolic process. The record is from RefSeq and is a predicted model, not a curated record. Gene Ontology annotation, cellular component: cytoplasm. The coding region runs from base 1 to 1032 and encodes 343 amino acids. NCBI's taxonomy places the organism in Eukaryota, Fungi, Ascomycota, Eurotiomycetes, Chaetothyriales, Herpotrichiellaceae.
AUGGCGUCCAAAAUUACAAUCUUAGGAGCCGGUAUAACCGGCCUGGCUAUUGCUAGUCAACUUCCAAAAGAAGCUGACAUAACGAUAUACGGGAAAUUUCUCCCGGGAGAUGAGAUGGACAAAGAAUAUGUCAGUCAAUGGGCGGGUGCUAUUUGGCUCGGGGUCCAUGCGACGUCGGCUCGCGAGCAGAAGUAUCAGAUGGACAGUUACUCAACUUUAUGGCAGAUUGCAGGAUUACAUCCUGAAUCGAGUGCUCGAAGAAUCGAGAUAACGGAAAUCCAGGACAUUGGUGUGCCUGAGCAGGUUUGGUACCGUGAUCAUGUGGUCGGCUUUCGAUAUCUUUCAAAGAGUGAACUUCCGAAGGGAGCUAAAUUCGGUAUGAAGUGGCAGACCGUGGUUAUCUCACCGCCUACAUUUAUCAACUGGUUCCGAGGUCAUUUGGAAAAUCAGGGAGUCAAGUUUAAGAGACUCCACGUGAAGGCAUUACGAGAUCUGGAAGGUCUCGGUCAUGAUGUCCUCAUCAACGCCAGUGGUUUCGGGUCGACUCUCCUCGAAGAUGUUCGGGAAAGUGCUAUCAUUCCUGUUCGCCAACAGAAUAUCCGCCUAAGAAAAGAAGGCUAUAACAAACUGUUCAUACGACGAGGUGAGAAUAAUUACUAUUCGACAGCUUUUGGCCGUGAUGAUGGCUCCAUAUACAUUGGUGGCGUCAAGAAAGAAAAUGUCAGAGAGUGGACUGCUUCGGCGGAGGACCGCAAGCUUAUCAUGAAACAGGCUCACGACAACCAACCCGAUGUCUUUCCCAGUGCCGAUCCCAACGACUACGACCUCAUCGGUGAUCAUGUUGGUGUCUGGCCCAUUAUCAAGCAGGAUAAGGGUGGCAUCCGUUUGGAGAAAGAAGUGAUUGGGGGCCAGAAAGUGGUUCACGCUUAUGGUCAAGAGGCUGGUGGUUAUGUCUGCAGUUUUGGCAUCGCACGCGAAGCCGCUCGACUUGUCUUCGAAUACUUGUCCGACCCCGCACGAGCGAAGCUAUAG